This is a messenger RNA of Clarias gariepinus (North African catfish), 7189 nucleotides long. It is a transcript of the gene prdm2a, whose product is annotated as PR domain containing 2, with ZNF domain a. The record is from RefSeq and is a predicted model, not a curated record. NCBI's taxonomy places the organism in Eukaryota, Metazoa, Chordata, Actinopteri, Siluriformes, Clariidae. The transcript is spliced from 3 exons. Gene Ontology annotation, cellular component: nucleus. Bases 181 to 4809 code for a protein of 1542 amino acids.
UAGCUUUUAGCCACCGGGCCUCGUACUGCAGCACGGAUCAGGCCAAAUCCUGCCCACAUGUCACCAGAUACCGACAAAGCCGGUAAGAAAUGCACAGGCAAUAAGAAUUCUCAAUAAAACCACAAAGAAGUUGGAACUGUAAAGGCAAACAGGUGUUUGACAGCAGCCUGUGAGGCAGACAUGGGUGAUUCUGAGAAUGUGAAAACAGAGGAGCUGCUCGUUUCAUCAGAGGAGCAACAAUAUGUAAUUCUGCACUGCCCCACUGCUAGUCAUCAGCCUUCUCUGACUGGGGAAUCUUCUACUAUACAUGACUCACUAAAGGAGAAAGAGACUGAGACAGACGAAACACACCCUGACGAAAUGAUGGAGCAGUCUAAGGAGGACCAAAACAUCUUGGCAGCACAGAGAAUCACUAGGUCAGCUGUGGAACCAAAACCCUUGCAACCCAAUAGCAUAAUAAUUCGAGAAAAAGAUCUCACCUGUAAGACCGGUAAGACGGAACUCAAACAGGACAAUAAAUCACACUUUCAUUCUUGUGAAGCUGAUGUUAACCAGGACCAAGAAUAUGACCCUAAGAUGUCCCUUGAUCUUAACCACCAGGAUUCAUGCAUGCUGGUCUGUCAGCACUGUCAAAAAAGGUUUACUACCAAGCAAGGCCUGGAAGAGCACAUUUGUUCCAUGUCAUCCUGCCACAAACAGAUAUUUAAAUGCCGCUACUGCAGGAAGUGCUUCAAUACACAGUUCUGUAGACGAAGACAUGAGAGAAGACAUAGUAACCCACAUAAAAGGACAGGUGGUCUCAUAAUUAGCCCUGUACCACAGGAUGUUAGAGAGACUCAGGGAAUGGUCGCUUUACAAGAGGGAGACCAACUUUCCCUGGGUUCGCUGCCAGUCAGCAACACUCCUGCGGCUAAUUUUAAAGGAAAAGGUGACUCCGAUGAAACUGGAGAGACUAAGUGCUCUUUUGCCUGCAAGUACUGUAAGAAAGCAUUCGGAAGUCAUACCAGCUUGAGAAGGCAUGAGCGAAGGAUACAUGAGCGUCGUCUGUUACCAAGAGGAGUCCGUCCGAAAGUUGCAAAUUCUCAUAAGGUUCAAAUUCAGCAUCCAGAUGGUGCGUCAGAAACUUCUUCCAUUACACAACAACAGCGUGAUGAGGUCAGGCAUGCAGAAGAGUAUAUGGUUGAUAUCUCCAACAACAUCUCUGAGAACCUCAGCUUCUAUAUCGAUGGGAAAAUCAUCUCCACCAGCGCUGUUUCCAAUUGCGAAGUGAUGGAGAUGAAUUCUGCUACUGCUGUGAUUGGGCUGGAUGCAUUAAUAGUCAACCCAGCUCAGAUUACACAGGCUCUUAAAAUAGAGUCUAAUGAUGGCAACAUGACGUCUGAUCUCAAUGGUCAAUCCUCUGGCAGAAGGAGGACCUCUACCCCACCUUUACUGCCACAAAUCAAGACGGAACUGGAGUCUGAAUCUAUCUUAACAACACCUUCCUCUUCCUCUGAAGGUACAUUAAUUGGCACUGUAUUUCCCCGAACACUAGAGACCAUUGUUUUACAAAAAGAGAAAACUAUUUAUCUGUCCCCUAAGCUAAAGCAGCUCCUACAAAACCAGGACAGCAGUAAGUCAUCAAUUUCUCUGAUCAGUGAAGGCCAAAAACUCUGCCCACCUUUAUCAUUAACACUUUUACCUGCAAUAAGUAGCAGGUUUAAAAGAAGGACAACAUCCCCUCCUAACUCUCCACAACAAAUCAGUGCACCCAUUGAAAACCUUACCAGUGUACAGGAAACUGACUCUUCUGCACCUAAAGUGCCAAAGCUAGACAGUAACAUGUCUGCCGUAAUAAGCUUAUCUAAAAAAGAGGAAAAUGAAAUUGAAAUUGCAGCUACAAGCAGAAUUAAAACCAUUCAAGAUGUUCUGCCAUUGGAUUGCUCUGCCCCAGGGACUGGCGGUAGGUCAUGCAAUCAGCAGCCACUAGAUCUCUCCAGUGCUGUGAAUAAGAGAGACAGUGACAUCUUGGAUGACUGUGUUCUGGAUCUGAGCAUGAGUAGAAAGACUACAGAAUCUGACUCAACUGGAUGUUUAGUCUUACAGACAUCAGCUAAGAGAACUAAACCCAACUCAAGCAUGUUGGAGAAAGUGCUGUUAAGCCAAUAUGCUGCAGUGGAUGUUUCUACAUCAGCAGCUGAAAAUGCUUUACCAACAAAUGUAGCCGCAACAACUGUGUCUGAGCCACUUCAUUCUAACCCUGAAAGUGUUAUGAUUGAGCUGCCCACACCCUCUCCUGGACUGAAUGCAACCCCUUCUCCAGCAAAUUCUGCUGCACUGGAUACUGCCUCUUCAGCCCAGCCCAUUUCGGCUACUCCAGAGCCUGCUGAGAUAUUUCUUCCAACAGAAACAUGCAUAACCAAUCAAGAGCUUCACCCUAUUAGCACCACUGCUCAGUCUACCAGUCCUGUACCACUUAACACACCCAUGGAAAUCUCUGUUGGAAAUUCUUUGGCAGCUUUUAAUGUGACUCUUCCCAAUUGGCUUAACUCUGCCCCUGUAAGCGUUACCGAUGCACUUAUCCCCACAACACCAACUCUAAGUUUACAAAGUCCUCAGUUUCUUACAGAUACAUCUGUGUGUGAUCUAGCACAAAGGACCUUGGUGAUUGAUUCUGUCUUGUCACCUGAAGCACAUAUAAUUUCUCCGAUGUUGGUAAACCAGUCAAAUAUCAGUUCUCUGAGAUUUUCUCCAAAUGUAGUUGUUAUUGAAUACACUGUUGCACUGGAGUCAUCUAAUAUGACCUCUGGAACCCAAGCUAAUGCCUUUGAUAAAACACCACCAGAUCACAUUGAGGCACAAGAACUCCAGGCUUCAUCUCAAAUACAGAGUGUCAACAUUGAGCCAUCAGUUCCAGAAAUGACAGAAGCUGCCAUUGUUGAGGCUCAAGAUCAACUACUGGACUCAUCCUCUACUGAACAAUCGUUAGAGAAUUCAGUAGCUGCAGCCCUGCCAUCACUUGUUCACAGUGUUUCAGAAAAAGUAGAAACAACAGAGGAGUCUGGAGAAAAUUCAUCCUUAACUGAUGAUCUCAAACUGGAAACCUCAGACAUUUCCAUAAGGCAUAUGAGUGAUGAGCAAUCUCACUUGCCCCCCCUGUGUAAGCGCUUCAUGUGUAAUGCUUGUGAUCAGCUCUUCCAGUCCAUGAAGGGACUGAGCCAGCAUAUUGGUGAACAUUCAGACACUUGGCCAUACAAGUGUGAAUUUUGUGUGCAGUUGUUUGAAAGUGACACUAAUUUAUUUGAGCACCGAUUCAGUUAUCAUGGCAUUGGUAAAAUCUAUGUUUGCAAAAUUUGCUCAAAAGGGUUUGCCUUUCUUUGCAACCUAGAGCAACAUCAUCGAGAUCUCCAUCCUGGUCAGGAGUGUUCACACACUGAAGUUGAAAAUGGAAAGUUAAGACCUGAAAACCACAAUACUCCACUAAGGGCUGAUACUGUUACCACAAUGUGUCAUACAAAAGACAAACGUAGUCAAUUUUACCAAACAUCUUCAAAACCAGAGGCUGACAACAACUCAGAAAGCACUACUGAGGAGUUAUACACGACUAUCAAAAUUAUGGCAUCUGAAGGUGUCAAACCCAAAGUGACAGAUGUGCGGCUUGGUAUUAACCAGCAUUACCCAAGUUUUAAGCCCCCUCCAUUUCCUUAUCACAACCGGACACCAAUUGGGCCAACCACCACUACAGCCACUAAUUUCACGACUCAUAAUAUUCCACAGACUUUUAGCACUACCGUUCGCUGCACCAAAUGUGGCAGGGGCUUUGACAACAUGCCCGAACUGCACAAGCAUAUAUUAGCCUGUGCUAAUGCUAGUGACAAAAAACGCUACACUCCAAAAAAGAACCCCAUUCCACUCAAGCAGUUCGCAAAAGUGCAAAAUGGAGUAUUGUUGCCUGCUAAAGGAGUCAACCUUAGGCAGAAUGUUUCUCAAAAACCUGGACAACCAAAAAAGCUUCAUUGCCAUGAAUCAGAACCUAAAACUAAGCUGAGCACUCAUAGCAAGAGGAAAUCUGUGUGGGUACAGAGAGGCAGGCCAAUAGGGCGAAAGAGUUCACACGAGGAGCUGGAGGUUUAUGUUUGUCCUCAUUGUAGCAGGGAGUUCACUUACCAUGCCAGCCUAAAGAAACAUAUGGCUUUUAGCUGCCCAAUGAAACCGAUUUGCAGGAAGCCUCCAAAAAGAAAAAGUAGCAUUGCAUCCACACAGGAAAAUCAUGGACGUAUCCGCACACGUGUCCCAGACGUAAUAAUGAAACCACAAAGGUUAAAUCCGGGACAGAAAUCCUUUGAAAAAAAACAGAGCAAUGAGUCUGGAUCAGAAAGUAAUGUGAAUCUACCGGUCAAGGCUCAUAUUGGCAAAGGUAAAAUCAACGUGCGGAAUUAUAGGCCUAAAACAUCUGAUAUUCUCUCCAGCUCAACAGUUCACAUAAGUAAAAAAAAUAGACUUAUUCUGAUGGAAGCCAUUCAAUCACCGCUGACAUCCAAAUCUUUAGUAGCACUGGGGAAAUCUCAGCAGCAGAGUAAUGGGGUACAUGGCAUGGAUAGUCCAAUAAAACAAAGAGAUGUAGAAUUGAAGCCCAGCACAGAGGCUUCUGUGCGAGUACGAGGUCCCAUUACCCGCAGACUACAGCAGGUUACAUCUAAUGUUGUGUCUAAUGCUAAUAAGAAGGCUAACAUAGCAAAUUCAUCUAAAUGCUUAGUCCAGACAGAUGACCAGAAUGUUGCUGCACAUCAAGCAUCUGCAGAGUCAAAGAAAGAAAGUCAAAAGACGUAAAAAAAAAACAGUUGAUCUUGAACUAUGACGGUUAUCUGUAAAUAAUAUCAAUUGAAGGUUAUGUGUUUUAAUUUAAAUAGGAAACUUUAACAUUAUAAGACAGGGGUGUUAACCUGGAUUCAGAAGGAACUGGUGUGGGUACUGGUUUUCUUUCUACCCUAGCAGAAGCCAUACUUGAUUCCACCAGUUUAAUUAGAUGUCCUUGGUUUUCAGUAGAUCAUUAGGUAUGACUGCUGCUUGUUUGGAGUGAAACCCUGAAAUGAGGAAAUCCUGAAUGAGAAUAACAGCAAAAAAAUUCCAGAACUGUAAAAAAAUAAAAUAAAAUGCAGCAUUGCUUAUAGGGAACUAACACUGAAAGAUUUGACUGUUUUCCUGUUUUUUUUAACAAAGUAAUGUAACUAUAUAGUAAGUAUGGUUAGAGGACGAAAGCAAAAAAAGCAGUGCAUAUGAAACUGGACUACUGGAAAACACUAAAUUGUGUCUUAACAAGCUUUUCAUACAUCAAAAUAUACUUGUAAAUUGGCCACAUAGUAUGAUAAUAUUUUUUUAGAGUAGAUAAACGCAUUACAACUACAUUAAACAAUUUCGUACUACUCCAGUAAGUCAUUAAAUAUACUGAGAUUAUUUGCCAAAAUAGUCAAUAAGGUAAGGAUUAACAAGUUGAUAACUAAAGAGUUCCAUACAUAUUUGCAAAAAUUCAAACUCAUGUGACUGUGUUGGCCUAUGGUGGAAACUAAAUUAAGGUGAAUAUGUCUAAGAAGCUGUAUGCACUUAUAAGGAGGGGCUCUAAUCAUUUUUUAUGUAUAAUGUUAAUCCCACCCCAAUGAACCCUCUAUUAAUCAUUCUACCCCCUAUCUAAAUAAUAAUGCACUUAUACUGAUCAGCCAUAAUGUUAAAACAAUUGUCUAAUAUUGUUUAGGUCCCCCUUGUUGUUCGCACAGCCGUUAUUUUAAUAUCAUAGCUGAUCUGUGUAUUUUGUAUAGUUAAUCACUAUCAGCUUUUCCUACAUCAGCUGUUACUGUAGGUAAAACAAUACUUUAAUCAGUGAAGCAGCUAUAGUGUGGAUUAUUACUCAUUCUUUUAAACAUCUUCACAUAGCAAAAAGAAAAACAAAUAAAAACAAUAGAUUUGAUUACAUUAAGACAAUGUUUUUUUUUCCUAUAAGCACUUUAUUACAAUCGUUUGUUUCACACUGCAAUAAUUGAUGAUUUUUGAAGACUUUAGUGAAUUACUGAAUAUUAAUGUUGGUUCAAACAAGAAUACCUUUACUCCUCAUUAAGCAGACUCUUGUUAGCAGAUUUUGUUAAUUAUUAUUGCUGCAUAUAUCUGAUACAUGUAAAUGUUGUGGCUGGUAGAUUGGCAGUAGACUGGCAGGUAGACUGUCCAAUUAAAGGCACACUUCCGUAUGGGCAAGGGUGUAUGGAAUAGUAUAAAUAAAAAUGAAACAGUGAGUAAAACUAGGUAGCGAUGGCACUUCUACCACAUCACUCUCACAUUGCGUUUUAUCCCUGUAAACAGGCAACAUCUGAGACAGGAAACAUGCAAUUUGUUCUGAAACUUAAGAUUAUUAAGCACAUAUGAUCAGCUCUGUGUAGCAUUUGUUGUGUUAAUUAUAUUGGUGUCCUUAUACGUGUAUGUUUUUAAAAACAAUUGUUCUGUGAUUUGCACAAUCCAUGUUUAUAAGCCUAUAAUGUGUUGAUUUUUGGGAACAGUAUUGUUGAUACCACAAAAAAGAGCAAGCCUUAAAGGUUUCUGGUGAGACUGUAGCUUUGCUGAGAUAAGCUGCUUUAAUAAUAAAUUAUAUUUUGCUUUGGCACUGAAGAACUGGUGUUAAAUUAGGAUUUGUCCAAGUAUCACUAACAGGGUUUUUUGUUUUUGAUAAUAGGUACAUGAAGGGUAAUAAGGGUUUAAAGGUAUAUGUUUACAUAUGAAAUACUUUUUGUACAUAACGAAAGAUUAGUAAAAUCAAAGUACAUAAGCAUGGGCGUACAGUCUCCUACUUGAAUACAGCUGGUUAUUAAACAGUAGUAUUUAUCAGAUUUGAGACCUUAUCCUUUUUUAGCAAAUAAAAUGAUUUGAUUAAUUUCACAAAUGUUAGUUUUAAUUUUAAACAUCUUUUAGCACCUUGCAAAUUACUAUUAUUUCACCAUCUGAGAUAAUAUUUGCUCUCAUACUACCGAACUAACAACACUCAUGUACUUAUACUAAUGGAGGAGCUGUGAAUAAACAGGAUCUAAAAAUCCUAAUUUUACUUGUGAUAUGUCUGUGGAAAACUGAUGUUAACAUCUAAAGCAUGUCUGUUUGAGCCACAGUGCUUUUGAAAUGCUGUUAUGUAUGUUAAAAUAAAUUGCUCUGUGAUUAAAAAUACAGGGAGACCAGA